CGCUGGUCCUGGGUGCCAGCCACAGUAGAGAAACGCCAGUCACUGAAGAAGGACACAUCACUUGAACGACAACAGUUGAAUAACUGUAUUGGACUUUGGAUUUGCACCCCCCUCAGGUAAUGGACAGCAGGAUCAGACCGCUUGGCCUGGCCGGGCACACCGCCAACACGCUCGGUGGCUUGCAGGUGCCCCCUUCCCUCCUGCACCCUCCGCCUCUCUUCCUCCGGGCUUGUAACCCCUCGCUAGAGAGGGGCUACCCCCGCACGCCCAAGUGCGCCAGAUGCAGGAACCACGGCGUGGUGUCCGCGCUGAAAGGCCACAAGCGCUUCUGCCGCUGGAGAGACUGCGUGUGUGCAAAGUGCACGCUGAUAGCGGAGAGGCAGCGGGUGAUGGCGGCGCAGGUGGCACUGAGGCGGCAACAGGCUCAGGAGGAGAGCGAGGCCCGGGAGCUCCGGCUCUUGUACCCGGGCUCAGGGGUCGGUGGGGAAACAGGGAUCCCUCAGGGGUCACCCGUUGGCCCCGGGGUGCCAGCGGCUACCAGGAACACUCCAACAGCCUCCAGUUUUGAUGUUUUUGGAGCAGAGAACCAAAACGAUGAUGACAAACUGAACAAGUACAACUUUUAUAACGGAUUGAUGGGUCGGCCCCUCUUCGCACCCCACACCGCGCGGCUGCCCUCCCCAAAUGACAAAAAGGAUCUGUCUCCCAGCAAGGACGAUGACAGCUCAUGUCCAUCCCCGGCGUUUGAUCACACAGGGAGUCCGCAGAGGUCGCUCUCCCCCUCGGAUCCAGAGUCAGGCAGCGAGUCGGAGAAACGCAAGGACUACCCGAGCCUGGACCGGGACCCCACCGAUAUCAUGACCAAGAUCUUCCCCCAUCAGAAACGGGACACCCUGGAGUCUAUGGUGAGAACGUGCAAAGGCGACAUCGUCAGAUCCAUUGAACUGGUGUUGAACUCCAAAGAGAACAAAAUCGACUCCGACCCAAACUCACUCAGGCCUUCUGUUGGAGUGCCCGGGGCGCUUGGUGCUCUGGGGAACAAGUCCGCCUUCUCCCCGCUCCACAUGCCACCGACGGCCGCAGGGGGAGACAGUCUGUAUGGGUUCGGCCCUCGCCUCGGUGUCAGCCCCUUACGACUGGCCUAUUCCACUGCAAACGGUGGCAUGGCAGGUUUCAUGUCGCCAUACAUGACAUCGGGACUGAUGCCAGUGUUUCCACUGCGUCCAGCCUUGGACUCAUAUUCCUUCCCGGGCAUGAUCCGAGACCUUUCCUACCUUCAGAGCAAGGAGACACUAUGCAGCACAGGUCUUUACACUCGACUUAACAGUGAAAAAUGACAAAUGAACGUGAACACAUGAAACUGUCAUUGUAAACUGGCUUUCAGAUUUAGCUUUAAGUCGCCUUGUAGUGCCUCAGGACCCAGCUAAAGUGCAAAUUCAAGUCACUGCAUUCUGAUUUUCCAAAUAUUUCCUUUUUUUUUUUUUUUUACAGUUUUUUUUGUGUCGGCUACUACAUGUUGUAAAUAGUGUUUAUUAUUAAUAAAGCUCUCAAAAGAUGCUCUUGUUUUACAUGUGUUCAUGAUUUUGUGCAGAUACCAAGAUUCUAUCUAUCUAUCUAAAGUCUUACCCCAAAACGUUUUUCCUUGUAAACACACAUUAGGCUUAUAGUCACCCACCUACAUACUCUCAUUAUAACACGUGAUGCAUGUUAGGCUAAAAAAGAGAAAUAAACGUUGGAAUUUAUUGAAAUGUUACAAUGUAGUCAGUGAACAGAACAUUGGAACGUCUAAGUGUUCGAUGUCACAAGAAAGCCAAUGGAUAGAACGCUGCGACGUCACAGUAUUCAGUUGUUACUAUGUAGGUAAGGAAAGGAACAGUUACAGCUCAGGCCCUUAUAAAACAGGUGAGGUCAGUAUUCAGUCAGG
Messenger RNA from Micropterus salmoides (largemouth bass), 1924 nucleotides. RefSeq names its product doublesex- and mab-3-related transcription factor A1-like. Gene Ontology annotation, biological process: regulation of transcription by RNA polymerase II; sex differentiation. Gene Ontology annotation, molecular function: RNA polymerase II cis-regulatory region sequence-specific DNA binding; DNA-binding transcription factor activity, RNA polymerase II-specific; protein binding. The record is from RefSeq and is a predicted model, not a curated record. Gene Ontology annotation, cellular component: nucleus. The transcript is spliced from 2 exons. Lineage: Eukaryota; Metazoa; Chordata; Actinopteri; Centrarchiformes; Centrarchidae. The coding region runs from base 120 to 1337 and encodes 405 amino acids.